UUAAUCUGUGACUCUCAUUUCUAUGUCCAAAACGUCAACCUCUUUGCAGGUAGGAAUUGUAACGUGUUUUAACUUAUAACAUAUUUCCCAAAAAAUUAUUCAAACUAUCAUAAUUUGAUUGCGAGAAAUCAGUAACUAUGGAUGAGCUCAAAACUGUUCGAUGGGCCGAUGAGGUCGAAUUAGAAGGGGGUGCCCUGCCCCCUUCUACAGAAGUGUACGAGAACGAUUUGAAAAUUGUUACAGAAUACAAAUACGAAGGAGAGAAGAAAGUAAAGAUUGUGCGUGUGUAUAAAAUAGAAAAGCGAGUCUUUUCCAAAUCUAUAGCUGUUAGGAAGACGUGGAAAAAAUUCGGUGAAAGUGCCAAUGACAAGCCUGGACCGAACCCUGCUACAACUAUUGUUGCUGAAGAUGUUUUCAUGCAGUAUAUCACUAACAAAGAGGAAGAGAAUAAGCAGGAAGAUGACGGUUUAGAUAAACUGAAAGCAUUGGGAGAUAAGAACGUUGUUAAAUGCAGACUUUGCAGCGGAGAUCAUUGGACUUCAAUGUGUCCAUGGAAGGCUACAGCCUUAGCUGGUGGAAAGGUGCCAGAUGAUAAAAAGGGAUUGGGAGGCACAACUACUUCGAAUGAUGCUGCAAAAACUGGAAACAAAUAUAUUCCACCGAGUCUUCGAGGAGAAGGUGGAAGUAGAAAUCGUUCAGAAAAUCUCAACAUGAACAGAAGGGAUGAUGCAACAAUAAGGAUUUCUAAUCUCAGUGAAGACACCACGGAACAAGAAAUUGAAGACCUAGUUAAGAACUUUGGACCAAUCCAGAAGUUGUUUUUGGCCAAAGAGAAAACAACUCAGCUUUGCAAAGGUUUUGGUUACAUUCAUUUUAAAUUCAGGAAUGAUGCAGCUAAGGCUAUCAGUAUUCUGAACGGAUAUGGACACAAUCAUUUGAUCUUGGAUGUGGAAUGGUCGAAACCUCAAACUCACAACAAUAAUAAUUGAAAAGUAGUGUGUAAUGUUCAUUUACAUUAAUAAAUAUCUUUUCAUCAAAUCUA
Coccinella septempunctata (seven-spotted ladybird) is the source of this 1042-nucleotide messenger RNA. RefSeq names its product eukaryotic translation initiation factor 3 subunit G-like. The coding region runs from base 138 to 989 and encodes 283 amino acids. Gene Ontology annotation, molecular function: translation initiation factor activity; RNA binding. The record is from RefSeq and is a predicted model, not a curated record. Lineage: Eukaryota; Metazoa; Arthropoda; Insecta; Coleoptera; Coccinellidae. The transcript is spliced from 3 exons. Gene Ontology annotation, cellular component: eukaryotic translation initiation factor 3 complex; cytoplasm.